AUGUGCGGUAAUAACAUGUCGGCGCCUCUACCUGCCAUCGUGCCUGCUGCCCGCAAAGCCACCGCGGCGGUAAUUUUCCUGCAUGGCCUCGGUGACACGGGACAUGGCUGGGCAGAAGCCUUUGGUGGCAUCAGGAUACCACACAUCAAGUACAUCUGUCCACAUGCUCCUUCCAUGCCUGUCACUUUAAAUAUGCGAAUGUCCAUGCCUUCCUGGUUUGACAUUUACGGCUUAAGCCCGGAAGCGGAAGAAGACGAGGCCGGCAUCAAGAGAGCGUCAGACAACAUUAAAGCCAUGAUAGACCAGGAAGUCAAGAAUGGUAUUCCAUCCCAUAGAAUCAUCCUGGGUGGAUUCUCACAGGGUGGCGCUCUGUCGCUGUACACGGCUCUGACCACCCAGCAGAAGCUGGCCGGGGUGGUCGCCCUUAGUUGCUGGCUUCCUCUGCGCAAUGCCUUUCCUCAGGCGUCGGCUAUCGGAGUCAACAAGGAUGUACCGGUACUGCAAUGUCACGGUGACGCCGACCCUUUGGUCCCAUUGUCCUUCGGCAGUCGCACCGCUGAAAAACUGAAGACCCUUUUGGCCCCCGAUAAUGUCACCUUCAAGUCCUACUCGGGCCUGCCGCACAGCGCCUGCCCGGAGGAAAUGGUGGACAUCAAACGUUUCAUCGAGAAGCAUCUACCCGCCGUUAGCGAUGAAUGA
Messenger RNA from Nerophis lumbriciformis (worm pipefish), 699 nucleotides. NCBI's taxonomy places the organism in Eukaryota, Metazoa, Chordata, Actinopteri, Syngnathiformes, Syngnathidae. The record is from RefSeq and is a predicted model, not a curated record.